Molecule: messenger RNA, 3945 nt
Organism: Musa acuminata AAA Group (dessert banana)
Lineage: Eukaryota; Viridiplantae; Streptophyta; Magnoliopsida; Zingiberales; Musaceae
Exons: 12
Coding region: 1907-3787 (626 amino acids)
Source: RefSeq, a predicted model, not a curated record
CUCUCGUGAGUGUGCCUGCUCUCUACCGAAAAGCUCAUCCAGCAUUCAAUUCCUUGUCUAAGACGUCUUGGAAACCUCGCCUUCGUCGCAUCUCCUUCACAAAAAUCCAACCAUUUAGUGCCUACCAACAUCUUUACAAAACCUACUCUGUUCUUGGAUUCGAUGGUGGUGAGAUCGAGGCUGUCGCCAGAUUUACGAUGCUUUGGCCGCGAGUCUUCCGCUUUCUCUCUGCAAGUGCCCUUCUUGCACACUCGGGAGACGCGACAUCAAUCACUUUUCUUUCUACCUUCUCUCCCUUUCUCUCGGUAGCAGCGACACAAAGAUACGCUUUUGUUGCUGGUCAACGCAUUUUUCUACCAGCAUGUCUAAUUCCUCCCUAAUCUUCCUUUCUUUUUCUUGGACAAGAUGAUCCAAUAAAGAGACCAAAAGCUACAGAAUCCCAUGCAAGACUUUGAUGCACGAGCAUCCCUUCGGAUCUCAAUCUUAAAAGCUUUUAGCUAGAAAGAUUUGUUGCUCGUGCAUGUGGUUUUGGUGCUAAAGAAGUUCUAUUGGCUGCAUCAUUACAUCAAACUUCAACGCCUUCGUAGUUGGAUUACUCCCAACCUUGUAAUUGUCUCCACGAAUCACAUUGUUCAUCUCAAUGUGUACUGUAGGAAUUACGGAUUGAAACAUGUUCUAUGUUAAUCCAGAUUCAACUAGUGAUUAUAGAACAAGCAACCCAUCUAAACUUUCAAUGCGUGUUUGUGUUAAUCUGUUACAGAAACAGCAACAAUCCAAACCAACAUAAAAUAAGCAGGAGAGCAAAUCUCUCUCUUCUAUUCUUGGGGGCUACUCUGGCUUGCAUAGAAAAGGUGAGGGUCUUGCCUUCUUUCUCUUCUUGCCCACUCCCAUGGGACUCGUGAAAAGGUGAAGCUUUUCCCCACUACUAAGAGGAAAAAGGUCGGUGUGGGUGCUGACCACCUUGCCCCCACACACUGCCUCUUGAAUUGGUGCCAGUAAAAGCCAAGACCUAUCCCACACCAUUUGCAGCAAAAAGCUGAUUCUUUGACAACCAUUAAGCUGUCUGGCACAGAAGACAACCUUGGUAUCUUAAGCUUCUUUUGAGAUAACUGGUCCACAACAGGAGGAAAACCCUAAUAGAACCAGUCUCAUUUGAGGUAACCAGUGCCACUUUAUCCCUCACUUUCGUCCCUUUUGAGGCUUGCUUACCUUUAGUUUCUCACCUUUAAAAUGCUCUUUACAUUCACUGGUCAAAAUACUCGUCUUUAUUUUUGCUGAGAAACCUUGCUUAAGGCUAUGUCUGUCUUGGGUCUGGCUGUCAGCUCAUGCCAAAGAGGAUUUAGUUUAUCUUCAUAUUCAAUUAAUGCACUAAUUUUGAGUUGUAUCUUGAGACAUGCUAAGUGCUCUAAUUUCUGGUCAAGCAAAUAUCAUUCACAAGAUGAUAUGUAAAGAACCUCUGGCUCAUUUGUGAAGAAUAUAAUGAACCAAUCAAUAUGAUUAGAAUAAUAGGUCAAUAGAUGAGUUUAUGAGGAAUAGUAUGAUAAUCUUUGGAUGGUCACCAACAAGUUGUUGUGUCAGGAUUCAGCAAAGAAAAAUGUGGGAUGAACUUUGACAUUUAUUGUGCUUGUAUGACUUUCAAGAAAAGGUCCACCAUUUAUUAUCUUAGGCCUCAGAAAGGACACCAAAAAGAGUGAGCAAUUCUAGAGUGUCUCAUAUGUCAAUGUCCCUGCGGUCCUUGAUAAACUCAUGGGCACUUGGACUCUUCCUGUCUUGGGCUUAAACCUUCCUAUUUGGGUGUUUUAUUGUUUGGAUUGUGUUGCAUGGUGGAGAAACUGUGAUGCUUGGUAGGAGCUGGAGAUUCUGAAGACCCAUUGGUCUCUCUGGCUUGAGCUGUUUCUAACAAUCUAUGCUCAUGGAAUUUGAGGGAGAGCAUGGCAUUCAUAUGCAGUAUGUGAAAUGCCAAAACCAUUUGUUGGAGAAGAUGCAGUCCAACAAGACAUCCUCCAGACACAAACAUUCCAAGAGUGAUUUGGAGAAGGGAAACAAUGACUCUUCGCUUAGAUCAGUUCAUCAUGACAAGCCGGUUAUGGGAAAUUCCAUCGGUGACAGUAAGAUCGAGGAUAAGCCAUCGCUUGGAGCUAAGGUCCAAAGCUCGUUAAAGCAAGAGAUUCUGCAACUUGAAGCACGGCUACAGGAUCAACUGAUUACACGAUGCUCUCUAGAAAAAGCAUUGGGACAUAGCUCUUCUACAGUUUGUUCUUCAAAUGAAACUUUGACAAUAAUGCCUACAAAGGAACUGAUAAGGGAGAUAGCUGUUUUAGAGUUGGAGGUUAUGCAUCUGGAGCAGUAUCUGUUGUCACUUUAUCGCAAAGCUUUUGACCAGCAGACAUCUAUCUUGAGUUCCCAAUCAGAGUUGCUUCGUGAAUCUGCAGAACUUAAAACCUCAUCUAAGAGAGGGAACUCAAGAGUGCAAUCUAGUCGGACAUUGGUGCCUCAGAAAUGGACUGCCAACUCAAUGAAUGAAGACUGUGAAGUCAAGUGUCAACAUAAGCUACUUGGUCCUGGUGUUCACCGCAGCCAUUCGUCUCUUUCAUUCCGUGCGGUUUGUUCUGCUAGAAUUUCACCUUCAGAAGAAACUCUAGCCAGAGCACUUCACUCAUUUCAUUCUCAACCUUUGUCUUUUCAUGAGGCAAAACAUACUGCUAAUUCAGGCGAGAUCAGCUUAGCAGAAUAUCUCGGGACUAGCACCACUGAUCAUGUUCUGGAGACUCCUAAUAAACUUUCAGAAGAGAUGGUCCGUUGCAUGGGAGUUGUCUAUUGCGAGCUUGCUGACCCUCCUUUGGUUUAUCACGCUCUUUCAUCUUCUCCUGCUUCAUCCUUCUCGUCUAUGAGUGCACUUUCUCCCCAACAUCUGGGAGAUAUGUGGAGUCCUGGCUGCAGAAGAGAAUGUACUCUAGAUUCUCGGUUAAUUAAUCCUUUCCGAGUCGAAGGACUGAAAGAAUUCAGUGGACCAUACAAUGCAAUGGUGGAGGUGCCUCUUAUUUGUAGAGACCGUCGGAGACUGAAGGAUGUUGAAGAUAUGCUGCAUAAUUAUAAGUUUAUCCUUCGUCAAUUGGAGACAGUGGAUCCAAAGAAGUUGAAAAAUGAUGACAAGCUUGCCUUUUGGAUAAAUGUACAUAAUGCUAUAAUCAUGCAUGCAUACAUAAAAUAUGGAAUCCUUGAGGGUAACGUGAAAAGAACUUCUUUGCUCAUCAAGGCUAUGUGCAACAUAGGUGGUCGUUCUAUAAAUGCAGCCAUGAUACAAGGCUAUAUUCUUGGGUACAGGACACACUGUAACGGGCAGUGGCUUCGGACAUUGCUUUAUUCAAGGUUGAAGCAAAAGGCUCGAGAUGAAUGGCGAGCUUAUGCAAUUGAACAACCAGAGCCUCUUUUGCAUUUUGCACUUUGUUCAGGAAGCCAUUCUGAUCCUGCGGUCCGAGUAUAUCAUUCCGAUAGAGUGUUCCUGCAGCUGGAAUCAGCAAAGGAAGAGUACAUUCGUGCGAGUGUCGGUAUAUGGGAAGAACAGAAGAUCCUUCUACCAAAGGUCCUAGAAUCAUAUGCCAAGGACACAAAACUAAGCUCACAGAGAUUGGUGGACAUGGUUCAGUGUUACCUUCCAGAGACUCUCAGGAUGGCCAUGCAGAGAUGCCAACAAGUCAGAUCCAAGAAGACCAUCGAAUGGGUACCUCACAACUUCAAUUUUAGAUAUCUGCUAUCAAGAGAAUUAGUGUCUCAACAGAUAAAAUGAGAGUGAGGAUAGACUUGUAUGAGUUUGAUUGUUCCUUUUUCUUUCCCCAUUUCCUUUCCUGUAUAAAAAUGUCAAUGAAUUGUAUAACAAGAUUGCAAUGUAUUUUAUUACAUGUGCAUAAUUCAAUUGGGCUUGGUGAAGUUUUGAUUGCAAGGAAA